CGACGCAGUUUAGUGAGGAUGACUAGAUAUUAUUGUCGAGGGCAGAAUCGCAGAGAAACACGGAGGAGACAAGCGAGAAGGAAAAGGGGAGAAAAUGAAGGCGCUGGGAUGGUGGCUGAUGCUAGUGGGUUCUCUUCGAUUAGCUUCCGUAUGGUUCGGUUUCUUCGACAUUUGGGCUCUUAGGCUCGCUGUCUUCUCCAAGACCACCAGUAAGCUGUUGACUGAAAUUCAUGGAAGGACAUUUGGAGUUUGGACACUUUUGACUUGCACUCUUUGCUUUCUCUGUGCAUUCAACCUUGAUAAUAAGCCACUUUAUUUGGCUACCCUUUUAUCUUUCAUAUAUGCUUUUGGGCACUUCUUGACUGAAUACCUAAUAUAUCAGACAAUGGCCAUUGGAAAUUUGACAACUGUGGGCAUCUUUGCAGGUACAUCAAUAGUUUGGAUGCUGAUUCAGUGGAAUGCACAUCAAAAGAGCCACACCAAGCAUUCUUGAAAAAUGGAAUGAUGAGUUAUGAAGUGCCUUGUUCUCCUGCUUUCCCGCUGGUCAUUCCAAAGGAUAUUUCCUUCCAGGAUCUAGCUUCUAACAUAGAUUUUGUUAGCGUGCAAAGUUUUGGAUGCUAUCUUAAUUUCUGUCAUUCCUUUGUCUGUUCCAUUUCGAAGUUCAGCCUGCUGGAGUAGAGUUUUUCAGAAAAAUCCAAUAAAAGAAAUUAUAGGAGUUAAGUUUAUAAUUUUGGCAAAGCUUACGUUUUCAUCCCUUAGUUGAUGUCCAGGUUGAGAAAAUUUUUAGGUAAAAUUACUUUUUCAUUCUCCAUGUAUAACAUAAUUAAUGAAUUUAUCUCUCUAUUUUUAAGAUUUAAUAUUUCAGUCUCUGAA
This is a messenger RNA of Manihot esculenta (cassava), 873 nucleotides long. RefSeq names its product ergosterol biosynthetic protein 28. The record is from RefSeq and is a predicted model, not a curated record. Gene Ontology annotation, cellular component: membrane; endoplasmic reticulum. Gene Ontology annotation, molecular function: protein-macromolecule adaptor activity. The coding region runs from base 95 to 493 and encodes 132 amino acids. The transcript has 3 exons. Lineage: Eukaryota; Viridiplantae; Streptophyta; Magnoliopsida; Malpighiales; Euphorbiaceae.